This is a messenger RNA of Penaeus monodon (black tiger shrimp), 399 nucleotides long. Its product is annotated as U1 small nuclear ribonucleoprotein C-1-like. The record is from RefSeq and is a predicted model, not a curated record. NCBI's taxonomy places the organism in Eukaryota, Metazoa, Arthropoda, Malacostraca, Decapoda, Penaeidae. The transcript is spliced from 2 exons. Bases 1 to 399 code for a protein of 132 amino acids.
AUGGUGUGCCCAGGCAUUGGCUCCAUUGAUGAAGAGACCCGCAGCUCCUCCAGAAGCCCUCGGAAAAAUCCUCCGGCAUGUCCCCCAGGAAGCUCCCCGGGAUACUUGGGAGGCAGCUCCUCCGGCAGGUCCUCGGAGGACUCCUCCGGGGGGUCCCCAGCAGGCAGCCCUCCCGGGAGGUCCUCGGCGGCAAAUCCCUGGCAUGUCCCCGGGGAGGCAGUCCUUUGCCCUGUCCUGGCAGGCAGCUUCCGGGAUGUCCCGGCGGCGGCCCUCCCGGAUAUCCCGGAGGCAGCUCCUCCGCAGUCCAAGCCCCCCAACCCCGGGGGCCCCCAAAACUACGCCCAAAUGGCGUUCAGGGCCGUUUUGCACCCACGGUUUUCCCUGAUUCUCGGCAGGUAG